Messenger RNA from Prorocentrum cordatum, 366 nucleotides. Lineage: Eukaryota; Dinophyceae; Prorocentrales; Prorocentraceae. The record is from the annotation of a GenBank genome assembly.
AUGCCAGCCGGCGGCGCCUCGCCCGACCUGGCGUCCUCUGAGAGGCGCACCGCGUCCAGCCCCGCGGACUGCAGCGGCGCGCGCGCGGGAGCUGGGGCCACGCGGCCGGGCCGCGCUGGCGCCCCGCGCAGCGCGAGCACUGCAGAGGCACCGCAGACCACCAGCCCAGCGAGGCGGGCCGGUAGCCUCGGCGCGGCCUCGCGACAGCCCGCGCCCGACGCCUCGGCGCGGCUGCCCGCCGAGCUGGCCCCCGCCUGCGCACACUCGGCAGCAUUGGCGCCGACCGGUGCGUACUGGGCGGCCAUGCGCCGCCUCAGCGGGUGCGGGGUCCUCCGUCUUUUCUCAGAGGAUGCCAAGGCGAAUUGA